AUGUUACGCAAUCAUAGAGCUUUCUCUACCGCAGCCCGUUUAGCCAAAGAUGCUAAGGCUCUUAACCAAUUUUCAAAAGUAGUCACUCAGGGGAAAGAUCAAGCCGCUUCUCAAGCUAUGUUAUAUGCCACUGGGUUUAAAUCAAAUGAUAUGAAUAAACCACAAGUCGGUGUUGGUUCCUGUUGGUGGUCUGGUAAUCCUUGCAAUAUGCAUUUAUUGGAUUUAAAUAAUAGAUGUGCAGAAUCAGUUAAUAAAGCCGAUUUAAAGGCAAUGCAAUUCAAUUCGAUUGGUGUUUCUGAUGGUAUUUCCAUGGGUACCAAAGGUAUGAGAUACUCCUUACAAUCUCGUGAAAUCAUUGCCGAUUCCUUUGAAACUAUCAUGAUGGCUCAACAUUAUGAUGCAAACAUUUCUAUUCCAGCUUGUGAUAAGAACAUGCCCGGUGUCAUGAUGGCAAUGGCCCGUCAUAAUAGACCUUCCAUUGUUAUUUAUGGUGGUUCAAUCUUACCAGGUCAUCCAACUUGUGGUUCAAAUAAUAUUCCAAAAGAUAUUGAUAUUGUAUCAGCCUUCCAAUCUUACGGUCAAUAUAUUUCAAAACAAUUAAAUGAAACUGAAAGACAGGAUGUGGUAGAACACGCUUGCCCUGGCCCAGGUGCAUGUGGUGGUAUGUAUACUGCUAACACAAUGGGUUCAGCUGCUGAAGUCUUGGGUCUAACUUUGCCAAACUCUUCAUCAUCACCAGCUGUUUCACAAGCUAAGAUGGAUGAAUGUGAUAACAUUGGUCAGGCUAUUAAGAAAACAUUGGAAUUAAAUCUCUUACCUCGUGAUAUCUUAACUAAACAAGCUUUUGAAAACGCAAUUACUUAUGCCAUUGCUACUGGUGGGUCCACUAAUAGUGUUUUACAUUUAAUUGCUAUUGCCCAUUCUGCCGGUAUUAAAAUCACACCAGAUGAUUUCCAAAGAAUCAGUGAUAAGACUCCAUUAUUAGGUGAUUUCAAACCAUCUGGAAAAUAUGUAAUGGCUGAUUUAGUUAAUGUUGGUGGUACUCAAGCAGUUAUUAAAUUCUUAUAUGAGAAUGGAUUCCUAUAUGGUGAUGCUUUAACUGUUACCGGUGAAACAUUAGCAGAAAGAGCAAAAAAGGCUAAGGGUUUACCAGAAGGUCAAGAUAUCAUUAGAUCAAUUGAUAACCCAAUCAAAUCGAAUGGUCAUUUACAAAUUUUAUAUGGUUCUUUAGCACCAGGUGGUUCAGUUGGUAAAAUUACUGGUAAGGAAGGUACUAUCUUCAAAGGUCGUGCAAGAGUUUUUGAAGAUGAAGAAUCAUUUAUUCAUGCAAUCGAAAGAGGUGAAAUCAAAAAAGGUGAAAAGACAGCAGUUAUUAUUAGAUACGAAGGUCCAAAGGGUGGCCCUGGUAUGCCUGAAAUGUUAAAGCCUUCAUCUACUUUAAUGGGCUAUGGUUUAGGUAAAGAUUGUGCCUUAUUAACUGAUGGUAGAUUCUCUGGCGGUUCUCAUGGUUUCUUAAUCGGUCAUAUUGUACCAGAAGCUGCUGAAGGUGGCCCAAUCGGUUUGGUUAAGGAUGGUGAUGAAAUCAUUAUUGAUUCAGAAAACAAUAAGAUCGAUUUGUUAGUUUCCGAAGAUGAAAUGGCUCUACGUAAAUCUGAAUGGACUCCUCCUCCACCACGUUAUACUAGAGGUACCUUAUCUAAGUACUCUAAAUUAGUUUCCGAUGCCUCCCAUGGUUGUGUCACUGACAAUUAA
Messenger RNA from Henningerozyma blattae CBS 6284, 1752 nucleotides. RefSeq names its product dihydroxy-acid dehydratase ILV3 (gene ILV3). Gene Ontology annotation, cellular component: mitochondrion. Lineage: Eukaryota; Fungi; Ascomycota; Saccharomycetes; Saccharomycetales; Saccharomycetaceae. The coding region runs from base 1 to 1752 and encodes 583 amino acids. The record is from RefSeq and is a predicted model, not a curated record. The transcript has a single exon. Gene Ontology annotation, biological process: branched-chain amino acid biosynthetic process. Gene Ontology annotation, molecular function: dihydroxy-acid dehydratase activity.